Messenger RNA from Penicillium canariense, 2355 nucleotides. RefSeq lists its product as uncharacterized. The record is from RefSeq and is a predicted model, not a curated record. Bases 1 to 2355 code for a protein of 784 amino acids. Lineage: Eukaryota; Fungi; Ascomycota; Eurotiomycetes; Eurotiales; Aspergillaceae. The transcript is spliced from 2 exons.
AUGACGGCGAAUGCGUCGGAAAUCCCGGGCCAGGAAGGAGCCCUAUCUUCCUUGACGAUCGAGGUCGAGGAGGAUAUCGAGCAGGAAAUCGAGAGUUUUGUGCGGUUCAAGCGACGGGGAGAAUAUGAGAAAGCCGAAGAAAUAUUUAAGGAAACGCUCUCGGGACAUCUCUCCUUGUUUCCGGUCAUUGCCGAGUACGCCGAUUUGCUUUUGGUGCAAGAAAAAUAUCGCAUCCUAUCAGAGUUUUUGGACAUUCAAAUCCAGUAUAUGGAGCCGGUGCUGGGAGAAAACGAGAUAGAGCUGCUGCGCAUCCUGAGAUCUCUGGUCCAUAUUCAUACUCGGGGAUCUUUACGGUCGGCUUUGAUACAAGCCAAUCGUACCUGGAAUUUCCUGCAUAGUCGGAGUACAAAGCUCCCUCUUGGUGCACUUCCAGGCGAUGUCGAGAUUCAUAUCUUUGCGAUAUACAUCAACAUUAUUGUCUUCGCUCUAAACACUUCCAACUGGGUAGGGCCAGAGGAGAUGAAAUGCCCGUGGGCGCUGGAUAAACAUUCAGACCACUGUGGCUUCGUGCAGUGGUAUUUGGUGUUGUCAUGCAAUGGCCAUCUUUGGAGUGCUUCUCAAGUACUUGUUGUUCUCCUACAAGCUCUACCAUUACUCAGAGCGGAGGACGUCGUGGUCUUGUUCGGCAAGGAAUGCUUUGGAGAAAUACCAAGCGAGGAGUCUCUCCGAAAAUUGAGUGAGAUUGACCAAUUGACCGCAGGUGUCGUGUCUUUCAGCCGGGCCCAGGCCCUCCUCAAUCUGGUAUUGACGCUUUUUCGGGGUUCUCCCGAUGAUUUCAAGUGGAGAGAGGUCUACAAGGUCGCACUCCGCUAUAGACAUGUCGCGGACUUCUUGGCCACGAUCAUAACUCGUCACGACGAAGCCAUGCUUCUUGAGUUCAAAUCUUACAUUCAAAGCUACGAGUUUCAGCGAGUACACAAAGCUCUCAUAGAACCGAUGCUUUCUGCGACCUCUCUUAGUACCGACCUCGGCUCCCUGAAAUCCCCACCUAAUUUGUUUCAGCAAGAUCCUCGAUGCUACAUUCUUUGCUAUUCCCAACGUCUCAUCGAAGACUUCCCAGAGUUCCGUCGGCGUGAAAUAUCGAUUAAUUUUGCAUCACCAGCCAAGCUGCAGCUGCAUGAUCAAGGCAACUCGAUAGGCUUUAUUCGGACAUGGGACCUAUGCUGUACUCUCAUGGGCAAUGUCAUACGGGGUGAAGAUGCUCAGUUUGAGAAGGCUUCCUUGUCAUCAGAACUCGAUUCUUUCCUGCCGGUUGCUCGGUCAACAGAUACGACCAUCAUGAUAGAACAGUUGACGACAAAGUUGGCGAUUCAGCUUUGGAAGGAGAUACAGCAUAUCAUACCAGAGGAAAUCUCGGAGCUCAAGCUUGGGCAUUCCGUGGAACAACGUCUUUCCUUCAGUAGAGACAGCUCUGAAAGCUUUAAUAUUCCAUUAUAUUUGUGGGCAAUGCACAAAGACCUGGAGAUCUUAAAUGUGAGACUCCGGCAAAAAGGGACGAAACUCCCCGGGUUGAGUGAGUCUUACGUUGCAGGCAUACGAGACUUUUUACCAAAGUCUGUCUCCAGAGAGUGUCUCAGUCAUAUUGCGACCUUGGUCCUGGAAACGAGCCAAGAACAAAGCUGGGCAGAGAGGAGAGCCGAUAAGUGGCAAAAGAUGGCGAUUUUUCAACCUAAGGAAUCCGACCUUGGUCCCAUUCCUACUCCAAGCAGCCCAAACCCCAGUUUGAAAGAGCCGGCUGAGGUAGACAGGAAGUCAUUCCUUCAGCGAGAUGAUGUCAAGGAGUCAAGUGCAUCCAAAGAAAAGUUUGUCAAGCUAUCCGAGGAACUUCCAGAGGGCGCCUUCCCAGCACUGGAGACUCUCGUCGAAUCACCGCUCACGGGCAAAGAUCCUAUCGAAGAUCAGACUAAGCAGAAACUAAAAAAGAUCACCAUGUCGCAGCUCUGGGUUGAUUGUGCCAAAGCAGUCCCACUUGCCGCACUGCCGCUGCAAGACAUCCAAGGGAUUGCUGGACGUUUCCAGGCUUUCUACCGGAAUUUUAGGUGCUUUCACAGUAUUUUGCAAUAUCAGCACGCGGCCUUCGAGUUAUACCAUGAAUUCCAGCAAACCUGGGAUGAAUGUAAUGACUUUAUUUAUCACCGUCUAGAAUGGUGUCCCCAAGACAUAACGCCGCAGACAAACUUGCUCCAUGAAACUGCCUGCUAUAUCUAUAACCCCUCCGACCUAGACCUCCUCGAGAGGCGCCUUGAUUUGCAGCUGCAUGUCAUGAAUGCAAAACUAGAUGAUAUUAUACUGUAA